Molecule: messenger RNA, 1077 nt
Organism: Saccostrea cuccullata (small rock oyster)
Lineage: Eukaryota; Metazoa; Mollusca; Bivalvia; Ostreida; Ostreidae
Exons: 1
Coding region: 1-1077 (358 amino acids)
Source: RefSeq, a predicted model, not a curated record
AUGUUGUUCUACUGGAUUGUAGUAAUAUUUUUCAUAUUUAGUCAGUUAGUGUUAAGUUCUAUUACAAUGUCGACAUUGAAAGAACUUGCAGAAUAUGGACAGAGUCUGAACUUGACUGGUGCGGACUUGCAGCAGUUUAUACAGCAACAACAGGCACAUCAGCGUGAGCUACGAGCGGCGGAAAGGGAGAAAGAGAAGCAGGACAGGGAGUAUCAUCUCAGUAGAGAAGCACUUGAAAUUGAGAAACUCAAACUACAGGAAAAGAAAGGUAUGGAAGAGAUUGAGAGUAAAUUCAUGCAAACUAUUCAAACCUUAGAGCAAAAGUUAGCUGUAAAGGAGUCAGAAACGAAAUCAGAAAAUCCUAGUAAUGCAAAGUUUCCAAAAAUGCCUGUAUUCGAUGAAGUUAAGGAUGAUAUUGAUUCUUAUUUGAGACGUUUUGAAAGGUACGCUGCAGCACAGAAAUGGAAGUUUGACAGUUGGGCUGUUAACUUGAGCGCACUACUCAGAGGUCGUGCACUGGAUGUAUAUGCACUGUUGCCGCAGGAGAAAGCGUUGGACUAUGAUGCUUUGAAGACGGCGUUACUAAAAAGGUUUGAAAAGACGGAGGAUGGAUUUCGUCAAAAGUUCCGUAAGAGCAGACCUGAGGUAGGGGAAACUUUUUCACAGUUUGUUGUUCGUCUCGGUAGUUAUCUCGAUAGGUGGAUUGAACUUGGUCGAGUUAACAAGACUUUUGAUGGCCUCUACGAUAUGAUACUCAGAGAUCAGUUUCUGUUCAUGUGUAACAAAGAAUUGACAUUGUUUUUGAAAGAACGCAUACCGAAAAACAUCAGAGAAAUGUGUGAUUUAGCAGAUCAGUUUAGAGAGGCAAGGCAUGUUAACAUUCAGACAUUAGUUCAUUUUAGCAAGAAAGAGAACUCUCCAGGAAAAAGUCAGGCAUCGAGAGAACAGGAACAGCGAGAUCAGAAGCCAGGAUUGAAGUUUCAACCCAUGAAAACUCCAAUGAAGAAAGAAGUUCGUUGCUUCAAGUGUGACAGACUGGGCCGUUUACUUCAAAAGACGUUGUUUGUGACGAGGUAA